Messenger RNA from Gongylonema pulchrum, 207 nucleotides. NCBI's taxonomy places the organism in Eukaryota, Metazoa, Nematoda, Chromadorea, Rhabditida, Gongylonematidae. The record is from the annotation of a GenBank genome assembly.
UUUGAGCACUGCCGUGGUUAUCGAAUUGAACACAAAAAAUACAUCGAUUCACUUCGUAAGGAAUGCGCCGUGGGCAUUCUCUCCGAAAUGUCGGUGAAGUAUCCGGGGAAAGGAUCGCCUGCUCAGAAGGUGAAGGAGAAGCGUGAGGCGCUUCUGAAAAGCACCUUGCGUUGUGUUGACCUUGAUGAGUUUCUUGCUGCCCGAUAA